AUGGGCACAGUUCAAGCUCCCUUAAGCGGGUCUGGAGGGCCCACUGCGGCCGACGUGGACGCCCACACAAUUGUCCGUGCACCAGUGUUGUACAAAAAAAGUCCUGCUAACUCGGAGGGUAACGAGACACAAACCACGGGCAAUAACAACGGCAAAAACAAUGAUGCGUCAAAGGCAAAUAAGGAAACGAGUCCUCCAGACCGAAUUGUGGCAUCGUAUGCGGCAGCUGCACAUGCAGCUGCUUUGGCUAAUCAUCAACCAGUUUCCAAGGCUGCGGAAGUCUUCCUGGCUGCUACUACCAACUCCACUGGGCGUUCUAGACAUCCCAAACGUUCUAGACCGCACGGUUCUUCCAACACCGCUUUGGCUCACUCGGAGCUAAGUGCAAAACGCUUAGCCACUUCUGCCGUUUCAGCAUCAACACCUGAUUCAGGGGGCUCUGCAGCUUCAUUGACAAGUCUGAAUUCCAAUGGCUGGAGGCGCAUCGUGGAUCGGAUGUCACGAAAGGUGGUUUAUAUCGCGCCUGACGGAAUUUCUUUGAACAAUACAAGUGAAGUAUGCGCGUAUUUCCGUACACGCUAUCCAAACAUCACUGAUGCAAAGAAUUAUGAGGAACUAAUUACAUCCACCUUCAUCUUCGAGCCUACAACGGAAGCACCAUCCUUGGAUAAUGGCCCAAAUUUCCUCACUUCCGCUCAGCCACAGGUGUCUAAUAGUUCCUCCAACAGUUCUAUCGUGAGCACGUCGAAUGGACUUUCUCUCCUCUCUGAUAACGGUACAAAAUCGAACUCAUCUACCUGUCGGAUUGCAUUCAAUCCAAGCUUUGUGCGGAGCAAUGGCUCUAACCUAUUGGCGCGGAAGUCAACCUCAGAGUCGAUCACCGAGACUGUGGCGCCAGCUCCUAAUCGGUCCUCACAACCGGAUGAUUCGGAUACCUCAAAGGGUAGUUCAUUCAAUCGGGAAAUGCCUUUGUCUAGCCCUUCAAACUCGACGGCUCCUGAGACUGUAUCUGCUUCACCGAAAUCGGCACAAAACGGUAGCGAGUCAGCCACAGAUCUCGAUCCGAAAUUCGACCCCAAAAACGGUUCAACGGAACCUUCCGAAAAUACCGAAAUCUCGGUUUCAGAAAGUAGCGUAUCAAAUGCGUUAAUCCCCAAAACCAACAGUUUGUUGACGGAAGACAACUCAUCCAGUGCUGUAAAACCUGGUGAUCAGAACAAUAUUACUGUUUCAUCUAACAGCGAGACACCGAUUUUUCAGGCUGAUUUGUCCGUACAAUUAGCUGGUAGUUCGCAUCUCAACUCGAGUACCUCAGAGGAUACUGGAGUUACACGGAUGAGCACGGAAACCCUAACAACCGGCAUUCUCAAUACAACCAUUCCUUCCUGCGGCUCGACUGUAAUUCCGUCAGUCAUGCCAUCAGUCGGGAGCAACGACAUCAGUCUGUUAGCUCUUGCGGGUUUGGUAUCAGAACCUUCUUUGCUUUAUUCCUGUGGGAAUGGAGAGAUGGCGACUGCCGGUAUGUCAGUUAACCCCCUGUUAACUAAUUCCCGAUUAGCACAGGCUCAAGCUCAGCAGCAGCAGCAACAACAACAACAACAGUUGUCGGCCUUGAUUUCCGCCUUGUCGGCGGGAUCCGCCAAUCCCCAACCCACUCUUCAAACACCUGCCUCAUUAUUCGGAAACAAUGCUCAGUUUAACCCUCUAAUUUUGGCUGCUAAUCCACAGUAUGGCGUCACGUGGUCCGCCGUGGGAUCCACGCCCGUUUCCUGGUCUGACCUCAAUGGAUCAUCUGUGAUGUCUACCUUGUCUGCAUUACAACAGCACCAACAACAACACCAGCAGCAGCAACAGCAACAACAGCAACAAUUGGCUGCAGCGGCCGCCUUACAACAACAACAGAUCCGGGCUGCCUAUGCAGCUCAAGCUGCGGUCCUCCUUCAAAGGCAACAAAUUCUAGCCACUCAGCAGCAGCAUCAACAACAACUAGCAAUGGCAGCAGCCGGUCAAGUUCAAGCUUACCUUGCUGCUCUUCAGCGUAACCUAUCUAUCGGUUAA
Messenger RNA from Echinostoma caproni, 2058 nucleotides. The record is from the annotation of a GenBank genome assembly. Lineage: Eukaryota; Metazoa; Platyhelminthes; Trematoda; Plagiorchiida; Echinostomatidae.